AUGACCGUCGAAGAAUUAAGUAUCGAGGACGUUGUUAUCGACCUUAACGAGGUUGACUUCUCUGAUAUUGAAGAUAAAUACCGUGUUGACGCCGACUCCGGUAUCGAAGAAUAUGUGGUCGUUGACGGGGCUCCAAUUGCUCCUGAAUCAAAGGUCCCGAUGUUGAAAAAGGUGUUGACAAAAUUGUUCACUAAUGUGAAGGCUCGUUUGACUUCUGGUGAAGAUGUCGAUGCUUUCCAUAUGCCAAUUGAAAAUGGUAAAACUACUGGCUACAUGUUUGUGCAAUUUGCUACAGAAAAAGAUGCGGAAUUAGCUAUCAAAUCAUUGAACGGUAAGAAAUUGGAUGCUAAGCACAGAUUAUUCUUGAAUAAGUUAUCUGAUGUUGAGAAAUAUGGGGCUGAAGGUGCUGUCAAUGAUGAAGCUCCAACUCCAAAGGUUCCUGAAUUCAAAGAAACUGAUUACUUGAAAUCAUGGUUGCAAGAUGAAAGCGUUAGAGAUCAAUUCAUGAUCAACUUUGGAGAAAGUCUUGUUGUCAACUGGCAAAAACAUAAAAAUAUCGAACCAGCCAUGGAACGCUUGGAUUUCAAUACCGGGUUCUCUACGUUUUCUCCAAAAGGUUCAUACAUGUUAACCCUCCACCCUCAAGGUAUCCAAUCUUGGGGUGGAUCACAAUUCGAAAACAUCAGAAAGUUCUACCACCCAGAAGUUAGAUUAUUAGAUUUCUCUCCAGACGAAAAAUAUAUGGUUUCCUUGAGUCCUGAACCAAUCAAAUUACCACCUGCGGACCAUCCAGCUAGAGCCUCUUUCCCAUUUGGUCCAGAAGAUGAAGGCCAUAAGUUGAUCAUUUGGGAAUUGUCUACAGGUAUUCCUGUUAGAUCCUUCGCCUUGCCGCCAAACUUGGAACAAAACAAAAAGAUUGAAUGGCCAUUAAUCAAGUGGUCUCACGACGGUCAAUAUUUUGCUAGAAAAGGUCCUGAUGCUUUGGCCGUUUAUGAAUCAAGCUCCAUGGCUUUGUUAGAAAAGAAACUUAUCAAGAUUGAAGGUUUGCAAGAAUUCGAAUUUGCCCCAGCGGGCGUAAAAUUGGCUGCUAAUAAGAAGGAUGAAGUGUCCUCCGUUAUUGCUUACUGGACUCCAGAAACUUCUAACCAAACUGCCAGAGUUACCUUGAUGGAACUCCCAUCCAAGAAAAUUCUUAGAACUCUGAACUUGUUCCAAGUUUCUGACUGUAGAUUCCACUGGCAAGAUGAGGGUAAAUACUUGUGUGUUAAGGUUGAUAGACACACCAAGUCCAAGAAGACCAUCUUCUCCAAUUUGGAGUUCUUCAACCUCGAAGAAAAAGAAAUUCCAGUUGAAAAGAUCGAGCUUAAGGAAGCUGUGAUCAAUUUUGCCUGGGAACCAAAGACUGAUCGUUUUGUCACCAUUUCCCGUUUGGAUCAAGGCCCAAUCAAUUUGGCCAUUCCUAAGAAUAUCAUUAACUUCUAUGCUCCGGAGACUGAUAACAAAAAGGGUAAGAAGAAUGCUACUUCUGCUAUUAACUUGAAGAAAUACAAGAACUUUAAGAGUAUUGAAAACAAGCACUCAACCAACUUGAACUGGUCUCCAAAGGGUAGAUUCCUUGCAGCUGCUGCUAUUGCCUCUUCUAAUUCUAAGAUUGAAUUCUUUGACAUGGAUUAUGAUGGUAACACUGUGUUGGCCAGUGAUGAAAAAUUGAAGAAUGAAAACGUUAAGGCAUCCCUCAAACAAAUUGGUGAUGCUGACCACUUUGGUUUGACCAAUUUGGAAUGGGACCCAUCGGGUCGUUACUUGGCUGCCUGGUCCUCUUCAUGGCGUCACAAGAUUGAAAAUGGUUUCAAGAUUUAUGAUUUUGCCGGUCAUCCUUUGGUUGUAGAAGGUAUUGACAACUUCAAGCAAUUUGCCUGGAGACCAAGACCAGCAACCUUAUUGACCGGUGGUGACCGUAAAAAGGUCCGCAAAAUGUUGCGUGAGUACUCCGCUCAAUUCGAUGAACAGGAUGCCAUGGAGGCUAGUGAGGCUACUAAGGAAUUGAUCUUGAACAGACGUAGAUUGUUAGAAGAAUGGAGUAAUUACAGAGCUUCUGUUGAACGCAAAUUGCAACAGUUGAAUAUCAAGAUAGAUGUCUCGGAAGAAGUUGAAGAUAUUAUCAUUGAAGAAAUUAAAGAAGAAAUUAUUGAAGAAAAGACCGAGAUUAUUGAAUAA
This is a messenger RNA of Saccharomycopsis crataegensis, 2217 nucleotides long. RefSeq names its product translation initiation factor eIF3 core subunit b (gene PRT1). The transcript has a single exon. Gene Ontology annotation, molecular function: translation initiation factor binding; translation initiation factor activity; RNA binding. The record is from RefSeq and is a predicted model, not a curated record. Gene Ontology annotation, biological process: translational initiation. Bases 1 to 2217 code for a protein of 738 amino acids. NCBI's taxonomy places the organism in Eukaryota, Fungi, Ascomycota, Saccharomycetes, Ascoideales, Saccharomycopsidaceae. Gene Ontology annotation, cellular component: eukaryotic translation initiation factor 3 complex.